Molecule: messenger RNA, 2202 nt
Organism: Entelurus aequoreus (snake pipefish)
Lineage: Eukaryota; Metazoa; Chordata; Actinopteri; Syngnathiformes; Syngnathidae
Gene: gpalpp1
Product: GPALPP motifs containing 1
Exons: 7
Coding region: 123-1151 (342 amino acids)
Source: RefSeq, a predicted model, not a curated record
AAAAAGAAGCAUGCGCAAUGCGGUUCAAAAUGUCGGCUGUCGGUCAGGAGUAGCAUUUCGCAUGUAGCAUAAUAAUGCUCUAAAGCCGUUUAGACGAUUAUUUAGUGCUCUCCGUUGCCAGAAUGUCUUCUCAAGACUUGAUUGGACCCGCACUGCCCCCAGAGUUAAGCAAGACUGAAGAUUCCGAUGACGAACGCGACUUUGCCGGUCCUGCUUUGCCUCCUGGCUACAAACGAGGAGAACCUUCCAGCUCCUCGGAUGAAAGUGAGGACGUGGUGUUCAAAAGAGUGAAGACGGAACACAAACAUGCAGAGGUGGAGAAGACAAAGACUGAAGACGACGACGACGACGGCUUCUUUGGGCCGGCUUUACCACCAGGUUUUAGCAAGAAACCCAGUUCACCAGAGAGGUCACCUGUGCUGGGACCAGCUCUGCCUCCAGGUUUCCGCCGUGCUGCGUAUGAUGACCAGGAUGACCAGGAUGAAGAUGGAGAGGAUGCACCAGGACCUGCCUUGCCCCCGGGCUACCAGGCGGAUCCGUCCAGCAGCGAGGAAGAGGAGGAUUUUGUCAUCGGACCCAUGCCGGCCAAAGGGCCAGUGGAAAACACCGUGGCUCUGGACAUUGAACGCAGGGCACAAGUGAUGAAGGACAAGCUGACUAAAGUUGACACUCCUGAGAUGCCGAGCAGAGAGACGUGGAUGACGGAGCUCCCACCAGAACUGCAGCACAUCGGUUUGGGCGCUCGCACUUUCAAGAAGAAGUCUGGGCCGGAGAAGAGCGACCGCUCAAUUUGGACUGAUACGCCUGAGGAUAGAGAGCGCAAAGCCACGGAGCGGCGUGAGAAAAAGAAAAACGGCGAUGAUAAGAAAGACAGCCCCCCGCGAGUGUCUCAGAAGGAUCUGGAAACAGCAGAGAAGGUGUCCAAGUAUAAUAAUACAAAACGCUCGGAAUCUUUGCUGAGUUUGCAUGCAAAGAACCUGAAGGAAAAGGCAAAGGAAGGCGAGGAGCAGCCGGCCGAGAGGCGGGCGUUCGACCGGGAGACCGACCUGCAGGUCAACCGCUUUGAUGAAGCGCAGAAGCAGCGGCUGCUGAAGAAAUCUCAGGAACUCAACACGCGCUUCUCGCACAGCAAGGAUCGCAUGUUCCUGUGAGGACAGAGUUAUUCAACUAAUGAACUCUGACGAUCCUGCACAAGACUGCCCGGCCAUCACGGUGCAGUCCAACUUUUGUAAGUAAGAUGGAGAUAGCAGAAGAAGCCAUGCGCAAAAUACAUUGUUUGCUUUUUCAGGACUUGUCGGCAAUAUGUGAGAUGAUGAUAUAUGCCUCUAGACCAGGGGUGUCCAAACUUUUACCUCUGACUAAUGAAAUUUGAUAUUUGUCAUUUUCAAAACCAUUAGGGGUCCAUUCAAUUUUGGUGAAUGGUAAAGAAGUCUCAGUCAUUAAAGUGUUAAAAAUAAGUCAUAUUUGUGGUACUUUCAACACUUAAAUAGCAUUAGAUCUAUCAGUUUCCAUUCUUUUUUUUUAUACCCUUUUUUUUCAAAGAUAACCUUGUUUUUUUCAUGGCCAAAACACAAAAAUAUUCAAUUUUUUCCCCAAAAUUUUUUUUCAAAAUGGAAUAUUUGAUGUGAAGUAAUUGAAGCCUUAAAUAGGUCAAUAACUCACAACAAUGCUUUUGAUUCAUUAACAGAUAAAGCAGACUAAUAAUAAUGAUAAAUAAAAAAAUGGAAUAUUUGAUGUGCAGUAAUUGAAGCCUUAAAUAGGUCAAUAACUCACAACAUUGCUUUUGAUUCAUUAACAGUUAAAGCAGAUUAAUAAAAUAAUUUAAAAAAAAUUUGAAUAUUUGAUGUGCAGUAAUUGAAGCCUUAAAUAGGUCAAUAACUCACAACAAUGCUUUUCAUUCAUUAACAGUUAAAGCAGACUAAGGGUGUCAAGGCCACACACUUAAGUGUUAAAAAUAGAUCAAUAUUAUUUUUACUUUUAUUGCUCUCUUGAUCAACUUCAGAUCUAACCGUCUAACAAGUUUCAUUAUAUUUUUGAGCAAUGACAGUUUUUAAAUAUGUUGUGUGUGUGUGUGUAAAAAUAAGUCAUAUAUUAUUUUUUUGGUACUUUACAUUUAAAUAUCUUUAGAUCAAUAUCCAUUUCCAUACAUAUAUGUAUUUUUAUACCCUUUUUUUUUCAUAGAUAACCCUGUUUUUUGCUUUG